Carcharodon carcharias (great white shark) is the source of this 2108-nucleotide messenger RNA. RefSeq names its product StAR-related lipid transfer (START) domain containing 7 (gene stard7). The record is from RefSeq and is a predicted model, not a curated record. Gene Ontology annotation, molecular function: lipid binding. The transcript has 9 exons. The coding region runs from base 246 to 1499 and encodes 417 amino acids. NCBI's taxonomy places the organism in Eukaryota, Metazoa, Chordata, Chondrichthyes, Lamniformes, Lamnidae.
CCGCCUCACGUGGCCUGGGGCCGGGGAGGGUGAUUGACAGGCCCGCAGGCUGCUGCCUUGUAGCUGGGCCCCUCGGACAACCUGGCACUGGGGUCAGGGCACAGAGCAGCUCCUUCCGUGCACAAAAAAAAAAACAAACAACCCCUGGGAGCACUUUACAAGAGGAAUGAUCACCUUGUAACGCCAAAAGGAGCGAAAUAGUUGUAAAAAAAACUGAGCCCUGACCGUUGCCCCUGCUGUGCACCAUGUUGUCCGUGAGGAGACCAGCCAUGAUCCUCAGUCCAGCUCGGUGCAAGCCGCUUGGAGGGCGUUACUCUCAGUGGCUGCAGCCCGCCUGCUCGUCGAGCCAGGCUCUGAGUUGGCGUGAGGCCCGUCAGCUGGACGCGUGGAGGAGGCAGGUGGGCGGUGCCCUGCGGUGGGCACUGGGCUUGCUGCGGGAAGGGUUCGGCGCAGCCGGUGGUGGCGCGGCCAGGAGGAAGAUGGUGUCGAUCCUGGCGAGCCAGUGCAGCUACGUGACCGGACAGAGGCUGAGGAGGGCCCAGCAGAUCUGGCAGCUGUACAAUAACCUGUACUCGGAGCACUCCCGCCGAAGCCUCUUCACCAACCUGUGGCGGAAAUUCCAGAGCCGGCACUCAGGCUCCGGCAAGCUGGUGGCAGCUUUCGCCGCUGUCUUCAUGUGGGACAACGAGAGGAUUCAGGACGAGGAGCUGCAGCGGUGCCUGAGCGAUUUCAAAAGCCUGGAGGUCCUGGCGGCCGAGAAGCACCAGAGCCGGGAGCAGGCGGAGUGCGAGAGGCACCGUAAGCAGGACAGCGUGUGGGAGCUGGUGAUUGACAGGCCCAGCUUCCGGCUGUGGCGCAGACCCAUUACGGGGAGUCAUCUCUACCAGUACCGAGUAUUUGGAACGUACACAGACGUUACCCCUCGGCAGUUCUUCAACGUGCAGCUCGACACGGAGUACAGGAAGAAAUGGGAUGAACUGGUUAUCAAGCUGGAUGUAAUCGAGCGGGAUGAAUUGUCAGGAUCAGAGAUUGUCCACUGGGUCACACAUUUCCCGUAUCCCUUUUACUCGCGGGACUACCUGUAUAUCCGCCGUUAUCACGUGGACCAGAAGAACAAUCUGAUGGUGUUGGUGUCAAGGGCUGUGGAGCAUCCGGAUGUCCCGGAAAGCUCUAGCUACGUGCGGGUGUCGUCUUAUCAGUCCCAGAUGGUGAUCAAGCCGCAUCGAUCGUUUGACGAGAAUGGCUUUGACUACCUUCUCACGUACAGUGAUGACCCGCAGACCGUUUUCCCUCGUUACUGUGUCAGUUGGAUGGUGUCUAGCGGCAUGCCCGACUUUCUGGAAAAGUUGCACACGGCAGCUGUCCGAGCGAGGAACAUGGAAAUCAAGGUUAAAGAUUACAUCAGUGCCCGAGUCUCCGAGAACAUCGAAACCAAGCCACUGCAGAACCCUGAGCGCAAAGAGAAUAGCUGCAGCUCGCAGCAGAUGGACUACGCAUAGACUGCCAAUUCUGACUGCAGAGACAGCCGUGUGGUGCAGUGUACCCAGGGGUCAGUUGCAGGAAGCGAGAGCAGGGAGCAACCUCCAUGUUGAGCUGCUUUUCGAGAGAACUUUUGCAUUGAAAAGGUCCUUGUGGGCGCCGAACAAGCGGAGGGCUUCGAGAUUCACCAAGAUGUGGUACAAAGAGAGUCGCGCUACCUGCAAAACUUGAAAGUAUUAAGAACACAAAAACACGCGCACACACACACACACACACACACACACACACACACUCGCUUAACCAGCACUGCAUUUGAAAUUAAAAGUUCAAGUGUAGAGGUUUGCUCACCUCCUGUCUAUCUGCAAUGUUGGAUCAGAAACUUGAAUUUCCUUAACCGUUUAGAGCCAUUUGGGAAGCUGUUGGUGGGCAGAGAAAAGCAUUUCCUUGUCAAUGUAUCAUUGUCGGUUCACUUGUGUAAAAUUCCACGAUUCCUGACUUACACUGGUUUUGUUACAGUACUCGCAGCCCCACUCGUCUGUCCAAAAGUGAAUUGUUGUUUUUUUUAUUUUGCAGGAGGUUCAGUGGUUGCUUGAAGUAUUUUCAAAUAAAAAAAGUAUAUUAUUUUGUAA